AAUAUAAACAUGCUUCAAGUGAUGUCACCUUCCACUAUCUGAUGUCUUCUGUUCAUUCUCAUGUAGGAUCUGCUGCUGUUGAGUGCCAACAUAAAAUCAAGUCUCAUUUGAAGAAGAAGUUCAAGUGUGUGUCUGAGGGAAUCCCAAAAGCAGGAAAUCAAACAGGUCUGAAUGACUUCUUCACGGAGCUCUUCGUCACAGAGAGAGGCAGUGGAGAUGUCAACAAAGAACAUGAGGUCAGACUGAUUGAAACAGCUUCCAGGAAACCAGCCAAGGAAGAAACACCAAUCAAAUGUGAAGACAUCUUUAAACCCUUACCUGGACGAGAUCAACCAAUCAGAACAAUAGUGACAACUGGAGUGGCCGGCAUUGGUAAAACCAUCAUAACACAAAAGUUCACUCUGGACUGGGCUGAAGGCAAAGCCAACCACGACAUACACUUCACAUUUCUCUUAACUUUCAGAGAGCUGAAUUUACUGAAAGAGAAAGAGUUUAGCUUUGUUGAACUUCUUCAUCACUUCUUUAUUGAGACCAAAGAAGCAGGAAUCUGCAGAUAUGAACGGUUCAAAGUUGUCUUCAUCUUGGAUGGUCUGGAUGAGUGUCGACUUCCUCUGGACUUCCAGAACAACCAGACCUGGACUGAUGUCAAAGAGCCGUCCUCGGUGGACGUGCUGCUGACAAACCUCAUCAGGGGCGACCUGCUUCCCUCCGCUCGCAUCUGGAUAACCACACGCCCUGCGGCAGCCAAUCAGAUCCCUGCUGAGUGUGUUGACAUGGUGACAGAGGUGAGGGGGUUCACCGACCCACAGAAGGAGCAGUACUUCAGGAAGAGAUUCAGAGACGAGACGCUGGCCAACACAAUCAUCUCCCACGUCAAGAAAUCACGAAGCCUCCACAUCAUGUGUUACAUCCCAGUCUUCUGUUGGAUCACUGCUACAGUUCUGGAGGACAUCUUAAAAAAAUCCCAGAUAGAAGAGAUGCCCAAGACCGUGACUCAGAUGUACAUCCACUUCCUGAGGGUUCAGUCCAUACAGGGGGAGAGGAAGUACCAUGGGAGAGCUGAAACAGAUCCACACUGGAGUUCAGAGAGCAGAGAGAUCAUCGUUUCUUUGGGAAAACUGGCUUUUAACCAGCUGGAGAAAGGCAACCUGAUCUUCUACGAGGCAGAUCUGGCAGACUGUGGCAUUGACAUCAAAGCAGCCUCAGUGUACUCAGGAGUGUUCACCCAGAUCUUUAAAGAGGAGUGUGGGAUGUACCAGGCCAGGGUGUUCUGCUUUGUCCAUCUGAGCCUCCAGGAGUUUCUGGCUGCUCUUUAUGUCUUUCUGUCCUUCAUCAACGAUGGUGUCAAUCUUCUCUCAGAAGAACCACCCACCUCUGGGGAAGAUAAACUCCUCCUCCUCUACCAGAGGGCUGUGGACAAGGCCUUACAGAGUGAGAACGGACAACUGGACUUGUUCCUCCGCUUCCUCCUGGGCCUCUCUCUGGAGACCAAUCAGAUUGUCCUACGAGGUCUGCUGGGUCAGACAGGAACUAGCUCACUGACCAAUACAAAAACAGUGUCUUACAUCAAGGAGAAGAUAGAUGACGAUCUCUCUCCAGAGAGAAGCAUCAACCUGUUCCACUGUCUGAAUGAGCUGAACGACCGUUCUCUAGUGAAGGAGAUCGAAUGGUACCUGACAUCAGGUCUCUCCGGAAAAUCUCUCUCUCCUGCUCAACUGUCAGCUCUGGCCUUCAUUCUACUGACAUCAGAAGAGGAGCUGGACGUGUUUGACCUGAAGAAAUACUCUGCUUCAGAGGAGGGUCUUCUGAGGCUGCUGCCAGUGGUCAAAGCCUCUAAAACAUCUCUGCUCAAUGGCUGUCAUCUUUCAGAGAGAUGCUGUGAAGCUCUGGCCUCAGUUCUCAGCUCCAACUCCUCUAGUCUGAGAGAGCUGGACCUGAGUACCAAUGAUCUGCAGGAUUCAGGAGUGAAGCUGCUCUCUGCUGGACUUGGGAGUCCACACUGUACACUGGACAUUCUCAGCUUGUCUGGCUGCCUGGUCACACAGGAAGGCUGUGCUUCUCUGGCCUCAGCUCUGAGCUCCAACCCCUCCCAUCUGAGAGAGCUGGACCUGAGCUACAAUCACCCAGGGGACUCUGGAGCUGCGCUGCUCUCUGCUGGACUGGAGGAUCCACGCGGGAGACUGGACACUCUCAGUGUGGAGCACGGUGGAGUGUGGAGGCUGAAACCAGUCCCACAGAGAUAUGCCUGUGACCUCACACUGGACCCCAACACGGCCCACAGACGACUCUCUCUGUCUGAGGACAACAGGAAGGUGACGCAGGGUGAAGAGUUCCAGUCGUAUCCGAAUCACCCAGAGAGAUUUGACUCCGUGCCCCAGGUGUUGGGUAGAGAGGCUCUGACUGGCCGCUGUUACUGGGAGGUAGAGUGGGAAGGAUGGGUUGAUAUAGGAGUGACAUACAGAGGAAUCACAAGGAGAAGAUGGGGUGGUGACAGCAGGCUUGGAAUGAACAACAAGUCCUGGAGUCUUGAUUGUUCUGAUGAUCGUUACUCUGUCCAGUACAACGGUAGGAGAACAGUCCUCCCUCUCCCCCCCGCUGGCUCCACCAGAGUAGGAGUGUAUCUGGACCGGCCUGCUGGCUCUCUGUCCUUCUACAGAGUGUCCCCAGGUGGAGGAGGGUCCUCAGACACACUGACACACCUCCACACCUUCUGCUCCUCCUUCAACCAGGAGGACCUCCUCCCGGGGGUGGGGGCGGGGAGGCUCGGCGAGGUUCAGCACUGUGGCUCAGCGUCUCUGUCCUCUCGCCACCAGGGAGGGGUGCAGCCCCCCAGCCCCCCCACUUCCAGCGUCCAUGACUGCAUGCCCACCACACACACAUUUAUAAUCAGACAUACAUGUAGGCCUUUAUAUAAACACACACACACACACAGACUACACUAACCUGUAUAUAUCAACACACACACAAACUAUAAUGCAAGUGCUAAACUUCUGAAAGUUGAUCUUGAUAAACCAUGAAAGGAAGAGACUUUGAAGAUCUUCCAUAAGGUUAACUAACAAAAUACUAUAUUUCUAAUGUCAAAUGUAUUUUAAUUAUUGAUUGAUGUUUAAUCUUAACAUGUUCAUAUUACAAUAUUGUGUAUAUUUUCAGAAGUUUCGAUAAGUAGGUUGGCGGACACAGAGCUUGCGUGUUGUUGACGGAUGUCACAAUCUCUGUGUUCGUCAAUCUACUUAUCGAGUCUUAAAAACAA
Messenger RNA from Gadus morhua (Atlantic cod), 3250 nucleotides. Its product is annotated as NLR family CARD domain-containing protein 3-like. Gene Ontology annotation, molecular function: protein binding. NCBI's taxonomy places the organism in Eukaryota, Metazoa, Chordata, Actinopteri, Gadiformes, Gadidae. The transcript is spliced from 6 exons. The record is from RefSeq and is a predicted model, not a curated record. Bases 42 to 2942 code for a protein of 966 amino acids.